AUGGCAAUCCUGGCCUUGGCGUUGUUCUGGCUCCCAAGUAUCUCUUUCGCCUCGGCCUCAACAAUACCACGAAAUACCUCUGUCACGACUGGACGUGAGCGUACCAGCCUUAACUCAGACUGGAGAUUCAUGCGCUUCGAAGAGAACCCCGAUGGCCUCGCAUACGACAUCCGUCCCGAUCAGGUAAAUCUGACUCUCGAGGUACUGAAGCCAUGGAUUCUUCCAGUCGCCAACGAGUUCAUCGUCAAUGCCAGCGACAGAUAUCCAUACCCAGAUGCCGAGCCUCCAGGGAGCAAUGUCUCAUACCUGCAGAAGGACUUUGAUGAUAGCUCGUGGGAGACCGUCGCCCUCCCUCACGAUUGGGCAAUUAAGGGCCCCUUCUACACCGACGAUGACCCCAUUGUUCCCGGCACCAUGGGCAGGUUGCCAGUCCAGGGUGUUGGAUGGUAUCGGAGGAAUAUCUCGUGGACGCAGAGCGAGGCCGAUGAAGGCAGACUGGCAUUCCUAGAUGUUGAUGGCGCCACGUCCUAUGCUAUUGUCUGGCUCAACGGCGAAUUGGUGGGCGGAUGGCCGUAUCCAUACAAUUCCUGGCGGCUGGACAUCACGCCAUAUCUCAAGCCGGGCGACGACAAUGUGUUGGCCAUUCGGGUAGACAAUCCCAACAUGUCCUCAAGAUGGUAUCCUGGUGCAGGCAUAUACCGCAAUGUCUGGUUGACGAAGACGGCACCGGCGCGUGUAGGUCAUUACGGGACACAAAUCACCGCGAGCGAGGUCUCCAGCGAGUCGGCCGUGCUUGAGCUGGUGGUGAAGAUUGAGAAUUCAGGAUCAACAGAUCAGGCGAUCGACCUCGCGACGGACAUUCACGUCUACGAUGCUGACACCGGCUCGACGGGAGCCCAAGUCGCUUCUUUUCCGAGCAUAAGCCAGACGGUCGGAGCAAACGAAGCUGUUUCUAUCAACACUUCCACUGUGAUUCAGAACCCGCAACUGUGGAAUCCAUACCCAGCCGGCGACCCAAACUUAUACGAGGCCAUCACUCGCGUGUCUCUCAGCAACGGCACUGAAAUCGACUCUUACUCGACCCGUUUCGGCAUCCGUUCGCUCAAUUACACAGCCGAUAGUGGCUUCCUCGUCAAUGGAGCCCGCGUCAUGAUCCAGGGCGUAAACGACCACGCCGAUCUUGGUGCUAUAGGUACAGCCUUCAACGUGCGCGCCGCAGAACGCCAGCUCGAGAUCUUGAGAGAGAUGGGCGUCAACGCCAUCCGCAUGUCUCACAACCCUCCCGCCCCAGAGCUGCUCGACCUGACCGAUCGGAUGGGUUUCAUGAUCCUGGACGAGAUCUUCGACUGCUGGCAGCUGAACAAGACGGAAAAUGACUUCCACCUCAUCUGGGAUGACUGGCACGAGGCAGACUUGCGGAACAUGGCACGGCGGGACAGGAACCAUCCGAGUGUUGUGUUUUGGAGCUACGGUAAUGAGGUGGGCGAGCAGGAGACGGGCGAGGCAGGUGCUGCGAUCAACGUUGAGCUGAGGGAAAUACUGGCCCAGGAGGAUCCAACGAGACAUUCAUCUGCGAGCCAGAACGAGGCUCUUCCCAACUCCACAUGGAGCAGCGUUGUUGAGCAGUUCUACCUCAACUACCAAGGCGCUGGGAUCAGGAACACCGUGGCCUACUCGAAUCUGACCGGCAUUACCACUGAGCCCCUCUACCCGGAAUACCAUGCUGACUACCCGGGGAAGAUGAUCUUGUCCUCUGAGUCCUCCUCGGCAUUAAGCUCACGAGGGACCUUCAUAUUCCCCGUGACGAACUACUCGUCCGCCCCAGCAAACGCCACCUCGGGCGAGGAUGUGACCAACAUGUUUGUGAGCGCCUACGAGCUUUACACGGCAGGCUUCGGCUCCUCUCCAGACAAGGUCUUUGCGUCCCAAGACGAGAACCCAUACGUCGCUGGUGAGUUCGUCUGGUCAGGCUUCGACUACCUGGGCGAACCGACGCCAUACAACGACCGAAGCUCGUACAGCGGCAUCGUGGACCUCGCGGGGUUCAAGAAGGACCGCUUCUACAUCUACCAAGCGCGGUGGAGGCCUGAUCUCAAGAUGGCUCACAUUCUGCCGCACUGGACAUGGCCGGAGCGUGAGGGUCUGGUCACGCCCGUGCACGUCUUCUCGAGCGCAGACACGGCGGAGCUGUUCCUGAACAACGUGUCGCUGGGGACCAGGACAAGAGGCGAGUACGAGUACCGCUUCAGGUGGGACGAUGUGGUGUACCAGCCAGGCGAGCUGAGCGUGGUGACGACCAAGAGCAACGAGAGCUGGGCGAGCGCCUCUGUGCAAACUGCUGGAGACGCCGCAGGGCUGAAUCUGAGCGCCGACCGGGCCACGAUCCAGGCGGAUGGUCUUGACCUGUCGUACAUCACGGCGUCUGUGGUGGAUGCCAGUGGCAAUGUCGCGCCUCGAGCGAACAGCACCAUCACGUUCAGCGUCGACGGCCCUGGUGAGAUUGUUGCGACGGAUAAUGGCUACCCUGCAGACUACACGCCGUUCCCCUCUGCCUCUAGAGACACGUUCAAUGGCCUUGCUUUGGUGAUUGUGCGCGGGAAGUCAGGGACGGCGGGCGAGGUAACGGUAACGGCGACCGCACAAGGGCUGCAGCAGGGACAGGUUGUUAUUCAAACCAAGUAG
This is a messenger RNA of Cryphonectria parasitica EP155, 2682 nucleotides long. RefSeq names its product family 2 glycoside hydrolase. The record is from RefSeq and is a predicted model, not a curated record. The transcript has a single exon. Gene Ontology annotation, molecular function: hydrolase activity, hydrolyzing O-glycosyl compounds. Gene Ontology annotation, biological process: carbohydrate metabolic process. The coding region runs from base 1 to 2682 and encodes 893 amino acids. Lineage: Eukaryota; Fungi; Ascomycota; Sordariomycetes; Diaporthales; Cryphonectriaceae.